AUGUCAAGGUCAAAUAAGGGCAUCAGAGAUAUGAUAAAGGAUAGUAGAGUUGGAUCGGAGGUGAGAGUACCUUCUUCACACUCCAGCUCAAACAAUCUUACUGGAGGCAUUCUAAGCAGUGCGAGUAUGAGCAACGCAAAGAUGGCAAAAAUAAGUUCAAAUGCUGUUGGGUAGAAGGAAUCUACGGUACUAGCAAAUUCAGUUAUGAGUGGUACUGGUAACUAUCUUAAAUAGAAAAACAUGAAUGACUUUGGAGGAGAGUUUAACAAGGAUGUUGAAAAUGUUAAUAAGUUAUCUUCAGCAACUUCAAAGCUCUUUGGAGGAAAUGCAGGUGGGGCUGGUGAUAUUGAAAAUUUCUUACCUGAUAUAAAGGAUCCAAGGAUAUUGGGCAAUGAACUGAGAAGAAUUAUAGAGGAAUAAAGAAAAGAAUUAGAACAUCGAAAUUCAACUGUUCAAGCAUUACAGAGAAAUUUUGAGUCACUAUCAGCACUUUGCAUAAACGAAAGAGCAGAGAAAACUAAUUUAUAGAAAAUGAAUGAGCAGCUAAAGCAAGAAAAUAAAGAAUAUGCUCAGUAGAUUGUUAACCAAACAGUAAAAAUAGAAUAGCUUACAAAGGAUCUUGAUGCUAUAAUGAAAGAAAAAAAGAAGUUUGAGAAACUUAAAGAUGAAUUUGCAAGUGUCAAGUCAUAAUUAGAUUCAGCUAAAACUUAAAUCGAAGCAAAAAGUCAAAAAAUUGAAUAAUUAUCGAGUGACAACAGCUCACUGCGCUCACAAAUCAGAGACUUAAAAGAAAAAUACAGUGAAUUCGACAAUUAGCUUAAGGAGUAAGAGAAGUUAAGAGAUGAUCUUAGACAUUAAUUGAAAGAGAGUGAAAGAAAUAAUGAAGUCUUAAAGGCUGAGAUAAAAAAACUUCAAAUGCAAAUUUAGGAUAGAGAUCAAACCAUAACUCAAUAUAUCAACUAGGUUGAUGAAAUGAAAAACAGCAUUAAUGAUUUAAAUGAAAAGUUAAAUAAAAAGAUCAAUCUUAUAAGGGAGUUUGAAGCAGACAUUGAACGAGAAAGACAACUGAAAAGGGAAGUAGAGAAGCAGCUCAAGGACCUCAAAGCCAGCCAAGAUUCUUCAAAUGUCCUAAUUAAAACAUCAUAGCAAAGCCAGGAUGAACUUAGGAAUAAAAUUAGUGAAUUAAUGAAAAAGAUUUCUCAUUUGGAAAUAGAUAUCGAGAGAGUCAAUGAAGAAAAGUAAAAGUUGUAAAAAGAGUUGGAUGAACAAAAAGAACUUUUUAAGAGAGGAGCUGGAGAUCUCUAAAAAGAGUGUUAAUAGAAGAAAGAGAGAAUUGCUGAAUUAGAGAGAAGACUCAAAAACCAAGAUGAUGAUAUCAUAUCUCUUUAGAGAUCAUUAGGAGAUUUACAGGAUUUGAGGACUAAGUAAAAUGAUGAGAUUUUAAUUCUCAAAGAAUAAGUAGAUUAAAGAUUAAAAAUGAUUGAGACAUUAUAAAAAUAGAUUUUAGAUAUUCAAGCAUAAAAAGAAGACUAACUUAGCAAUUAAAGAACUGAGUAUAUGAAUGCAAUUAAUUAGUAAAAGCAAGAGCUGUAGACUAUAAGAUCCCAAUUAAAGCAAAAGGAAUCAGAUAUUUAAGGUCAUUUAGCUAAAAUUGCAAGUCUUGAGAAUCAUUUAGAUAACUUGACAAAUUAAUCUUCAGAAUUAGGCACAUAUUAAAAAUAAAUGUAAGACAAAUUAGAUGCAAUGACUGAUGAGAAUGCUAAUCUUUAAACUAAAAUCUCAGCCUUAGAAUUACAGCUUCAGGAAUAUAAAGAUUAAGUUGAUUAAAUGAAUAGCAAGCCGACAACAAACAUUGAUGAAGUUGCCCUUUUAAGACAAUAGUUGGAAAAAGAACUCCAGAAUUUCAGAACAUUAGAGAAACAAAAAUCUGAAUAGAAUUCUAAAAUGGAAUAAAUGAUAAAGGAAAAGAGAUCAAUGGAAGCUGAAAUUUCGUAGCUUAGAUAAGAAAAGAAAGAUCUAUUAAAGGAAAAGCAAGAAUUCGAGAAAAAAUCAGCUUACACUUAUGAAAGGCUUGAAGAUGCCAUGAAGAAAAUAGGUCAAUUGGAAAAAGAUCUUGAACUUUAAGAUGAAGUAUUGAAAAAGAGACAUAAUGAAAUAAAUAACUUGCUGAAGGAAAACACCAAUUACAAGAAUUAAUUAGAUAACAUAAGAAGGCUUUAUGGUGAUCUUGAUGAAAUUGAAAACAGACUAAAAAUUGCCACUUUGAAGGAGGAAAAAAUAAACAACCUACUAGCUAAGUUAGAUCAUGUGAUGAGCUCGACAGAAAAUAAUCUUAGUUGCUACUCUUGUAUGGGUCUCCUUCAAGAUCCUGUGAUACUUGCCCCUUGUGGUCACACAUCCUGCAAGAAGUGCUUAACUAGUGAUACUUGCCCUGAGUGUGAUAAGAAAUUCAAAGUCCAAGUCCCAUCAAAACUUAUUGGAGAUUUAGUAAAUAAGUAUCAAUUUAAGAAAGACGCCAUUCAAACGUUUAGAAGUGAAUCAAUUUGGAAGAAUAUUUUAGACUCUAAGUAAUGA
Messenger RNA from Stylonychia lemnae, 2574 nucleotides. NCBI's taxonomy places the organism in Eukaryota, Ciliophora, Spirotrichea, Sporadotrichida, Oxytrichidae. The record is from the annotation of a GenBank genome assembly.